AUGUCGAAACGAUAUGAUGGUGCAAUAUCAAGGAUUUCUUACAUGGGUGGCAGAUGCACACUGCCCGCAUAUCAAGUAGCUCUUUUCAGAACACCUAAUAUUUUCCUUUUUAUCGUUUCAUACUUGAAGAACGUUUCAGUGGAGGGAGAACCUGGAAAGCCCAACAUUGAGUUUACGGCAGAUGGGGCACUCAAGGCUGCUGAACUUAAAAUCAUGAACCUUCGUCCUGGGGUCAGCAGGCAGCUAGUUUGGGAAGAGGUAACUCUCAAAACAUAA
Molecule: messenger RNA, 276 nt
Organism: Nezara viridula (southern green stink bug)
Lineage: Eukaryota; Metazoa; Arthropoda; Insecta; Hemiptera; Pentatomidae
Source: the annotation of a GenBank genome assembly